AUGCACCUUAAUGACAUCAUCACUAAUACUAAUGACAUUGUUAACGAGAUCUAUGGAGAAUGUCUCUCCGACGGAAACUUUGAGGACAUGAAGGAUCGAGCAAUUCUUGCACCCCUAAACAAGGACGUCGACACAAUUAACAACACCGUUAUCAAUUUAAUUCCUGGAACCGAGACCAUUUAUAAAAGUUACGAUUCAAUUAAAGAUGAACCAGAAGGUGCCUUAAAGUUUCCCCCAGAAUUCCUAAACUCUAUCGAGAUUUCAGACCUACCACCACACCAGCUCAGACUAAAAAGUAAUACCAUUAUCAUGCUCCUUCGUAACCUUGACGUCUCAGAGGGUCUGUGCAAUGGCACUAGACUGAUAGUUACAGCACUCUGUCCUAACAUAAUAAAAGCCAAGAUCAUCACUGGUGAACACUCUGGCCGAGACGUGCACAUACCGAGAAUCACCCUUGAUUCAUGCAAGUCUCAGCUAGGGUGUUCACUACAAAGACACCAAUUCCCUAUUCGGCCAGCCUUUGCGAUGACAAUACAUAAAUCGCAAGGGCAAACAUUUAAAUAUGUCGGCGUCGUGCUACAAACGCCUGUAUUCAUGCAUGGCAUGCUAUACGUUGCAUUUUCAAGGGUAAAGCGUAGAAGUGCAUUGAAAGUGGUGGUACCGCCAGAAACAGGUGGUCGCACACGCAACGUAGUGUGGACCGAAGUUUUUAAUUGA
Molecule: messenger RNA, 717 nt
Organism: Macrosteles quadrilineatus (aster leafhopper)
Lineage: Eukaryota; Metazoa; Arthropoda; Insecta; Hemiptera; Cicadellidae
Product: ATP-dependent DNA helicase PIF1-like
Exons: 1
Coding region: 1-717 (238 amino acids)
Source: RefSeq, a predicted model, not a curated record